Molecule: messenger RNA, 1002 nt
Organism: Colletotrichum fioriniae
Lineage: Eukaryota; Fungi; Ascomycota; Sordariomycetes; Glomerellales; Glomerellaceae
Molecular function (GO): hydrolase activity
Source: RefSeq, a predicted model, not a curated record
AUGUUGUCUCCGAAAGCCGCUGCCCUCUUCAACUUUGCCCUCCUGGCCUCCGCCGCCCCGGGAAAGCGCCAGUCCACCGGCACCGGAUCAUGCACCGACUUGCACAUCUUCCUCGCCCGCGGAUGGAACGAGGGCUACCCAGGCAGACAACAGCUUGUCAUUGACGCCACUUGCAAUGGCCUCUCCAGCUGCGACUAUGAAGAUAUCUUGUUCGAUGCAUCCAACCCCUCUGGCUACCCUGCCGCGGUUGAGGAGGGUCGCGUUUCUGGAGUCGCCCAAGUGAAGGCAUACAGCGAGAAAUGCCCUAGCUCCAAAAUUGUUCUGAGUGGUUACAGCGAAGGUGCCAACGUUGUUGGAGAUAUCCUCGCUGAUUCUGGGCUGGCUGCCACCGCCGCUCCUGGAAGCCAGGUCUGCGCCGCCCUCCUCUUCGGCGACCCUACUCACAUCGCCGACCAAAGCUACAAUGUCGAGGCCGGCUCCAGCUUCAGCGGCCAGAUGGCCCGCUCGAGCUCUUCUCUGAGCAACCUCAACAACUUCUCUGGCGUCCUGCGCUCCUGGUGCAACGGCGAGGACAUUGUCUGCGCCUACGGCGAGGGUCGAACGAUGGGCGAGGAUGCCCACACCAACUACUUCCAGCUCUACACCAACGACGCGGCCGCCUACAUCAAGGAGAAGUGCGUGCCCUCAGGAACGACCCCUCCCACGGCGACCGCCACCUCCAGCCUUCCCGCGCCCACCUCCACUGGAUCCUUCUGCGUUUCUGGCAAGGUCAAGACAGGCCUGUCUGAGAACUACACCGGUCUCUGCGAGUUCUCUUGCUCCAACGGUUACUGCCCUGAUGAGGUGUGCGACUGCUCUACGUACGGAGAGCAGACGACCAGCCCUGGCGGAGAUGGCCGUGAUGGAUGCCCUGCUGCCGGCUUGGAUGAAAGCUACAAGGGCCUUUGCAGCUUCAGCUGCAGCCAUGGAUACUGCCCGACUGGCGCCUGUGUCUACUGCUGA